Molecule: messenger RNA, 1816 nt
Organism: Danio aesculapii
Lineage: Eukaryota; Metazoa; Chordata; Actinopteri; Cypriniformes; Danionidae
Gene: rassf10b
Product: Ras association domain family member 10b
Exons: 1
Coding region: 212-1558 (448 amino acids)
Biological process (GO): signal transduction
Source: RefSeq, a predicted model, not a curated record
GUCAUUCACUCACACACAGAGAGAGAGAGAGAGAGAGAGGCACACAUGAGGACCAAAAGACCUGCCAAACCCAGUAUGAGGAACUCAACCAUUCUCAGCCGGACAGCAGAAUCACCCUGUACUGCGGACUAACAAUAACCUCAACACCCAACACUUUUCACCUCACCUGCACCAGCAAACUUUUUUUCCCUCGGACAGUCAGCCGGAGAAGAUGGAGGCGGAGGAGAGUAAAAUUUCAGUGUGGGUUUGCCGGGAAGAGAAGCUCGUGUCCGGCUUGUCGAAGCGCACGACCUGCGCGGAUGUGAUCCGGGUGUUGCUGGAGGAGCAGAACCAGGAGCAGCGGGUGUCUCUUCCCGGCUCCCCUCAGUCCUACUGCAUUGUGGAGAAAUGGAGAGGAUUCGAGCGCAUUUUACCCAACAAAACUAAAAUCCUGCGGCUGUGGAGCGCCUGGGGAGAGGAGCAGGAAAACGUCCGGUUUGUGUUGCUGAAGAACGAAGCGUCUUUAUCGAGCAGCGGGCCAAGGAGCGCUGAAGCCCGCGUCGUCCUCAGUAAAGAGAGCCCGUGUGUUUAUAAGGGCACCGCAAGAGUCACCAUGGCUCUCUCGCACGAGAAACAAAGACGAAUAGUUAGAAAAGCCUUCAGAAAAUUGGAUAAAAUCAACAAAAAGAGAGCGCAGGCUGCAUCAAAAGACGCUUCGUGCAUGGAGAAGAUGGAGACGCUAGUGCACCUGGUCAUUUCUCAAGACCACACCAUCCGCCAGCAGGUCCAGAGGAUAAAAGAGCUGGACAGGGAGAUUGACAAAUAUGAAGCUAAAGUUCACUUCGACCGAAUGAAGAUGCACGGAAUCAACUAUGUUCAAGACACGUAUCUAGUGGACGCCAAUAAUGAAAACUCUGACAAAACGAGUCCAGAAGAAGCUCUGGCGCAGUUUGAGGAGUACGCUCAGAGAUGCGAGGAGGUCAUCAAACUGCAGGAGGAACUGGCGGAGAACGAAGCUUUAAUGGAGAGCAUCACCACCGAGAUCCAAGAGGAGCUCAAUCAGAGGUGGAUGAAAAGACGACACCAGGAACUUGCGAAUAAAGACUCUGAAAACACAUCUGACGAGGCGUCCCUCAGAGUCACAACUCUGGAAACUCAAGCAUCUGCAGAUCCAUCACCUGAUAAUGAGGUGAUUUUAGAGGAAGAGAGGAUCAGAACGCAACUGGACACCAGUUUGUACAUCGGCCUUCGUCUUAACACUGAUUUAGAGGCCAUCAGGAAUGAUUUAAACUUGACUGAGGAGAUAUGGGGGGCUAAAGAGAAGGAGCUGAUGGAUUUAAUGGAGAAAGUGAACUCUUUGGAUUUGGAGGAGGACGCUGAGGGAGACGCUGAGCUGAAAGAGGAGAAUACUGUAGAAACUGACAGAUUGGUGCCACUUAAGGGGGACAAUGUUUGGGUGGAGCAGGCCAGAGGGCUUUCCAAAACAUGUGACAUGAAUGAUGAUGACUCCGAUACGGGACUCAGUUCAAUGCAUAGCCAAGACUCAGAUAUCACACCCAUCUGCGAAUCUUUAGUGUGAAAGCAUUUAUUAUACGCUGACGCUGGACACAGUAUGUUAAUAUAACACAUCAUCACAUUUUUGCGACAAAUAAAGUGAAUGCAGUCAGGAAUGCGGGAGGUGUUUUGAAAGGUACUUUACUGCUAUUUAAUGUUACGUUACAUUUAGAUUACAUUAAGAACACAACUAUGCACUUAUUGAGCAGUCUUUUUUUCAUGUUGGUGUCUUUGAGAGUCUAUGAAACUUAUUUCCACCGUGGAAUAAACAAAUAAAAGGUAA